CUUGUUUCUCUCUGCACUAAAGCUCUAGUUAUGCAUGCUUGACUCAACUCAGCUUCGAAAAAGGUGACUUGUGAAACGUAACUGCUAUUAUACUAAACACAGCGCGUAGAAAUCAGCUGUUUUUGAAUGUUGAGAGAGCACACAAACGUGACAUUUUACUUGAUAUGUGAAGCUUGUGAAAAUUUAAUCAAUAUUAAAACAAAUUGUUUUGUUGAAUAUAUUAACUUUAAUAAUGGAUAGUGAUUUAUUCCAUGAACUAUUAUAUUUAAAUAUUCUUCGCCUUCAAAGAAGAAAAGUAUUAAGAAGACGUAAACGCCGCUGGUCCGUUCAUCCAGCAAAUCGGGAUAGAAACCCAAAUGGUUUCUUCUGGAAGAACUUUUUAAAAUUAAAAGAAGACGACCAAAAACUAUUUGCUUUAACACGGAUGAAUCGGCCAGUAUACAACCUUCUUUUAAAUAUUAUUAGUCCGUUUUUAAAAAAACCAAAACAACAAAUUGGCGUCGAGGAGCGAGUGGUUAUAACUUUAAUGUACCUCGCUUAUGGAACACCUUUUGAGAUCAUAGCCUCGAUGCAUAAAUUAGGGAAAACAACAGUGCGGAAUAUCGUACUUGAAACGUGUGAAAUAUUUUGGUUACACCUGUGCCCGAUAUACCUUAGCGAGCCAACUACCGCACAAUAUAAAGACAUUGCUGCAGAUUUUUUAAAACUGUGGAAUAUACCCAACUGCGUCGGAGCAAUUGACGGGAAGCAUAUAGCUAUUAUUCGUCCACAAAAUUCAGGCUCGUUAUUUUAUAACUAUAAAAAGUUUUAUAGUAUAGUUUUAAUGGCAUCCUGCGACGCUCGGUAUACGUUCACCUCUGCCAGCAUUGGUAGCUAUGGCGGACAAAGUGACGGAGGUGUCUUUCAGCAAACUAAAUUUGGUCAAGCACUCUUGGAAAACAAAUUGCCACUACCACCAAGAGCUCCAUUAUGGAAUGGAUCCUCAACAGAUUUUCCACAUUUUUUUGUGGCCGACGCAGCGUUCCCAUUGAAGGAAAACUUAAUGCGACCUUACCCCGGUGCACAGCUGCCACGAAACAAAGCUAUUUUCAAUUACCGGUUAUCCCGAGCUCGUAGAGUAAUCGAAAAUAGCUUUGGUAUUUUAACUGCUCGAUGGCGUGUUCUACGAAAGGUAAUAGACUUUAGCCCAAAGAACUGCGAAACAAUUGUGUUAACCUGUCUGGUUCUUCACAAUUUUGUAAUGUUGAAUGACCAUGAUCGUUGGUAUUGUCCAGAUACAUUUGUAGACACAGACACCGCAGACCAUGGAAUAUUGGAGGGAGAAUGGCGUGAAGAUUUAGAGAGUGUUGGAGGUGCAUUACAUUCAAUAAGUACAACUCGACGCAAUGCAUCUAGUUUCGCAUUCCGUCUAAGGGAUUUUUUGGCAGAUUAUUUUAUAAAUCAGGGAGCGGUUUCAUUUCAAGAAGAUCGUAUUUAGUGUAUAGCAAUGUUUGUGUAUUUUAUGCAUUUGAAAUAUAUACAUAUUUUUAUGUAUAAAAUUGUAAUCUAAAUAUCUUUAUACUAUACUUUUUGUUACGUUAACUUUUUUGUGAUAUUUUAUUAAACCAUGGAUAUAUCUAUAAAUAUUGUUUUAUUUACUGAAAAAGAUGGUAAUUAUCUGUAUUAGGAAGAUUACACAGGCAUAUGGCAAUAUGGACACAAUAAAUAAAAGACAUACAAAAUUAAAGAGUUAUAAAAACAAAUUAUUUUAUUUUUUCAAAAACAUUCUUAAAACCCUUUUGAACAUUCUUAAAACUAUUUUUGAAAAAUGAGAUACAUUGUUGUUUCUUAUGUCUAGGUAACAAGCGUUUUAAACAUUUU
Molecule: messenger RNA, 1860 nt
Organism: Bactrocera dorsalis (oriental fruit fly)
Lineage: Eukaryota; Metazoa; Arthropoda; Insecta; Diptera; Tephritidae
Exons: 3
Coding region: 233-1477 (414 amino acids)
Source: RefSeq, a predicted model, not a curated record